ACGCGCUACACACACGCGUCUCUUCUCCGUACCACCAGUUGCUGCAUAUACCCAUGGCCCCAUCCCAGAAAGCGAAGGAGAAGGAGGUCGCCGAGCCUGAGGAGGAGCGCCCCGAGCCCGGCGACGGCGAGGAGACUGGCUCCGAGGGCUCUGAGGACGAGCCCGAGCCCACCGGGUCCAGUCUGCCCGAGUCGAGCAUGCCGUCGACGUCGAGCAAGAAGAAAAAGAAGAAGCGGUCCAAGGCGAUGAAGGCCCUGAACGCGCUCCGCUCUGGUGGCAAGGACGGGAUCCCGGAUGCGCUGGUGAACACGGUUCUGGAGAGGGUGCGCCAGGAGGGCGGCGAGGAGGCUGCGAAGGCGGAUCCUGCGAGUGUGCGCGCGGCGCUGGAGCAGAUGAAGAUCAAGGAUGUCAUACAGGGCAAGGCGGGGAUCGGAGGCAAGAAUCAAAAGGAUAUGGGCGGACACAAGUUCUGGGCGACCCAACCAGUCCCCCAGCUUGGAGAGGAGGCCCCGGUCGCUGAUGGGUACAUCGAGCCAUCCAAGCCGCCAGAGGAAGUUCGCCAAGAGCCAUAUCCUCUGCCGAAGGACUUCGAAUGGACGACAGUCGACGUCAAUGAUCCCGCACAAUUACGGGAAGUGUACGAGCUACUCUCCGGACAUUACGUGGAGGACGACGUCGCGUCGUUCCGAUUUCAGUACUCCGCGCACUUCCUGCACUGGGCUCUCCAGCCACCAGGCUACUACAAGGAAUGGCACGUCGGCGUUCGCGUAGCAUCUAACAAGAAGCUCGUCGCGUUCAUCUCUGGUGUGCCCAUGUCCGUCCGUGUCCGAGACAACACCUUCAAGGCCAGUGAGGUCAACUUCCUCUGUGUACACAAGAAGCUGCGUUCCAAGCGGCUCGCGCCCGUCCUGAUCAAGGAGAUCACCCGGCAAUGUCACUUGAAGGGCGUCUUUCAAGCACUCUACACGGCCGGCUUACUGCUGCCCACCCCGAUCGCGACAUGUCGAUACUACCACCGCAUGGUCAACGUCAAGAAGCUCGUCGAGGUUAACUUCACCUCCGUGCCCUCCAGCAUGACGAUGGCGCGCCUCAUCCGGCUGAACAAGCUGCCUGACACGCCCAAGCUGCUCGGGCACGGCCUGCGCGAGAUGGAGGAGCGCGACGUGCCGCAGGUGACGGAGCUGUACGGCAAGUACAUGGACCGCUUCGGGAUGGCGCACAUCAUGGACGAGGAGGAGAUCCGCCAUUCCCUGCUGAGUGGACGCGGCGAGGGCCCGACGACGCCUGAUAGCUGGAAGACCCCGAGGGAGAAGCAGGUCGUGUGGACGUAUGUCGUCGAGAAUCCGGAGACGCACAAGAUCACGGACUACUUCUCGUUCUUCUCGCUGCCCUCGACAGUGAUGACGACUGACAAGCACAAUCUCCUUAACGCCGCGUACGUAUUCUACUACGGCACGGAUGUCGCGUUCAUCGAGGGCGCCGAAGAGGACGGCAGGCUUAAGAAGCGUUUGGAAGAGAUCAUGGGAGACUGCCUGGUUAUCGCAAGCCGCUGCGAGUUUGACGUCUUGAACGCACUGACCCACAUGGACAAUGUCGAAUUCCUAACGGACCUCAGAUUCCACACGGGAGACGGCAUGUUGAACUACUACCUAUACAACUGGCGGACUGCUCCUCUGGCAGGAGUCACCCCUGUAGGCGGAGUACCAGCCGGAAAGGGCAUCGGCGUCGUAAUGCUUUAAUUUGUCAAUGUAGCACAUAUGCAUGAGAAGACA
This is a messenger RNA of Rhodofomes roseus, 1772 nucleotides long. Its product is annotated as N-myristoyl transferase. Lineage: Eukaryota; Fungi; Basidiomycota; Agaricomycetes; Polyporales; Fomitopsidaceae. The transcript has 8 exons. The record is from RefSeq and is a predicted model, not a curated record. Gene Ontology annotation, biological process: N-terminal peptidyl-glycine N-myristoylation. Gene Ontology annotation, cellular component: cytoplasm. The coding region runs from base 54 to 1739 and encodes 561 amino acids. Gene Ontology annotation, molecular function: glycylpeptide N-tetradecanoyltransferase activity.